Messenger RNA from Jatropha curcas, 504 nucleotides. Lineage: Eukaryota; Viridiplantae; Streptophyta; Magnoliopsida; Malpighiales; Euphorbiaceae. The record is from RefSeq and is a predicted model, not a curated record.
AUGCAGACAUUGGGCAAACUUCAUUUUGGCUGUGGUGCUUUCCAUUAUGUCAUCAAACACAAGUCAGGUACAUGCAACAUAGUAGCAGAUGCCUUGAGCAGGAGAGCAGCCCUAUUGAUCACAAUCAAGCAAGAAAUUGUUGGGUUUGACUUUUUUAAAGAUUUAUACACCUCGGAUGAAGAUUUUGCUGCCACCUGGGCAAAGAUUGAUGCUAAACAGCCUACCGACAGUUUCUUGAUUCAUGAUGGGUACUUAUUCAAAGAAAAUAGGCUAUCCAUCCCUCGGUCUUCCCUUCAAGAAAAACUAAUCAGAGAAGUCCAUGGUGGAGGGUUGAGUAGACAUUUGGGGCGAGAUAAAACUAUUACAGGUUUGGAGUCUCGAUUCUUUUGGCCACAGCUAAAAAAGGAAGCAGGAAAGCUAGUACAAAGGUGUUCCAUUUGCCAAACACAAAAAGGCCAUUCACAAAACACUGGUCUUGACACUCCGUUGACUGUACCGGAAUAA